This is a messenger RNA of Salvia splendens (bonfire salvia), 863 nucleotides long. RefSeq lists its product as uncharacterized. The record is from RefSeq and is a predicted model, not a curated record. The coding region runs from base 65 to 661 and encodes 198 amino acids. Lineage: Eukaryota; Viridiplantae; Streptophyta; Magnoliopsida; Lamiales; Lamiaceae. The transcript has 2 exons.
AUAUGUGGUCCACUAUCAAAAAUGAUAAAAGUGAAAUGUGACAAAUUUUGUGGGAUGGACGGAAAUGGAAAAAUGGGACAAUCUUUGCGGGACGGAGGGAGUAUAUAUACUUGCGGGUUGGGAAGGCUCCUCGGUAGAUGGUAGAGUUCUUCGAGAUGCUUUAAGUAGAAGAAAUGGAUUGCCAAUAAAGGAUGGUUACUACUAUUUAGUUGAUGCGGGCUAUACGAAUGGUAAAGGCUUUCUUGCCCCUUUUAGAGAUCAACGAUAUCAUCUUAGUGAAUGGAGGAAUGGACGUCAAUCAACAACUCCAGAAGAAUUUUUUAAUAUGAAGCACACAUCUGCUAGAAAUGUUAUUGAGAGGUGUUUUGGAAUGCUAAAGAUGCGUUGGGGAAUCAUUAGAAAUUCGAAUAUUUAUCCAAUCAAGCAACAAGGCAGAAUUAUUAUGCCGUGUUUUCUUCUUCAAAGUCACAUUAGAGAACAUAUGCAUGUUGAUCCCAUUGAAAAUGUCUAUGGUGAUGAUUCUCAAAAUGAAGAAGAGGAUAGUGGAUUAGAUGGAGAGCCAGUCACAUAUGUUGAACCAACUCAAGAAUGGACAAAUUGGAGAUACAAUUUUGCUAACCAAAUAUUUAAUGAUUGGAUGCAAAAUAGACAUGUUGCUUGAUAUUAUUAUUGUACUUUUUCACAAUAUUUGAACUCUAUUUGUCAUGAUGAUACUCUAGCUUUUUUAUGUAAUAGUUUAGGAUGCUUAUGACAUUUUGAAUUGCAAUGCUUAUUAAUUUUUUAUGAUUCAUAUAAGUUUUCAAUUAGUAGAUUCAUGAAAGUUGUUGGCUUUUUUAGCAUUAACUCCAUUAUAUUAUCCGAUA